AUGGACGGUCUUCCGACCAGUAGCCCCUGCACUCCAACUGGUCCUAUGGGCUCCCUGAACUAUCCUCCAGAAAUUCUGAAUCAGAUCUACCACGAGCUCUUCGUCGAUGACAACCAGGUCCUCUGCUUUCUGUGUUCUACAGAUCCAGCUUACCAAACAAUCGACCUGAAACAGGCGGUCAAUGGACAUCAAGCCUCCAGUGUUGGUGAAUUACACUGGGCUGACCUGUACGACGACCGGUAUUAUGUCCACAGCAGCGGUCUCUCAGCGCAAUUUCUCCGUGUUUGCAAGAGGAUAUGGAGAGAAGGCACCGGUGUGCUCUACGGAAACCUGACGAUCGCCUUGCGAUGGACGCCAAAACCAGAUCCGUGUUUCAGCCCUUUCUUCAAACGUAACACUCCAUAUGUUCUCGCCUGGGCCCGUGUUGUCUAUCCUCGGAGCAAUGAAUCAUUGCUCUAUUUUGACAACGCACAUGGUCUGUUGCAUCUUCUGCACUGGGGUGUCACUCAUCCUUCCGAGAGUUGGGAGUUGGACAGACCAACAUUCAGACAGAUACGGGAAAAGCGGUUGUCUGAGACAAGCAGGAGAGGUGCGGGGCCCAAGGGGAGCAGAUCUGCCAGUUUUUGA
This is a messenger RNA of Fonsecaea erecta, 627 nucleotides long. RefSeq lists its product as hypothetical. The transcript has a single exon. Lineage: Eukaryota; Fungi; Ascomycota; Eurotiomycetes; Chaetothyriales; Herpotrichiellaceae. The record is from RefSeq and is a predicted model, not a curated record. The coding region runs from base 1 to 627 and encodes 208 amino acids.